Messenger RNA from Astyanax mexicanus (Mexican tetra), 4361 nucleotides. It is a transcript of the gene dstyk, whose product is annotated as dual serine/threonine and tyrosine protein kinase. Gene Ontology annotation, molecular function: protein kinase activity; ATP binding. Gene Ontology annotation, biological process: protein phosphorylation. Bases 1134 to 3866 code for a protein of 910 amino acids. The record is from RefSeq and is a predicted model, not a curated record. The transcript has 14 exons. Lineage: Eukaryota; Metazoa; Chordata; Actinopteri; Characiformes; Acestrorhamphidae.
AGGCCCAGCCUUCAAAACAUCGCCAGUGGCAGCAGCGCGGCGGCUGGGCAGCACUUCUCCGCCUCCCUGAUUUUAGGGUUUGCAGUGAUUAGGACAGCAUGUCCCGCUGUAUUUAGGCCCGGUCCGGGUCCGCUUACACUCCAGCUCCUUCCGGCGGGGUCCAGAGCGGCGGCUGAACCCGCAAACUCCGCGCCGCGGGAGGAGGAAAGUUGCCCGGCUUGGAAAAAGCUGCAUCCCGGGAGCUCGCGGACUGUGCUCGGACUAACCUCCAGCGGAUGGGCGGCUCGCCGGCUAAAACUGUCCGCUUCUUUUUCUGCUUUUUUGGGGGGUUGAUGAGCUCGGACCCGCUGCGGGAGCUCGAAUUAUCCUGUAUAUUAGUUUAUUAGACGGUUCUGCUGAGAGCUGGAGUGCUGUCUCACUUCUUGUUGUUUUGGUUGUUGCAGGAACUUUGGCUAAAGCUAGCUUAGCUUUGCCUGCAAAGUUUCUGGAAUUUGUAGUUUUUGCGUUUCCAGGCUUUGAGGCUUUGGGGCAUUGGUUGUAUAUAGAGUGUAUGUGUAUAUUUUUCUGGGAUUGUUUCUAGCCUCCUUUUUUUUUUUUUUUUUUUUUAACCAGCCUCUCCCUCUCUUUCGCUUAUGCCAAAAAUACCUUUGUCAAGUCAAGUGAUCCUCUAAUCCGGGCCUGCUCUGCUUUUUUCCUUUGCUUUUCCCUGAUAUGCACUGGAAACAAAGCUAGCUAAAUCCAGGCUGCAGAUUCUUACUUAAAAAUCUUACUUUAAAAUAUUUAAAAUAACUUUACAUUUGGAUUUCUGGACAUUUGCAAGAGUUUGCAAAUGCAAAAUCACCUCCAUCACCAGCAGUUAAAGCUAGUUUGAGUGUAAAUGUGAUGGAGAAGUAGGCCAGCCUGCUUUGGGAAAGCUUCUCUCCUGACUUUGGUGCUUAAUUUAGUUCUUUACAAAAUUAUGGAGGUUCUAAUAUAGAACAUUGGCAACAACUCACAAUUCACACUACAUAUAUACACACACAUAUAUCUAUACAGUCAGUCAGUCAGACUGUGGGUGUGUAUGGUCCAGUAAAGCUAGAGCUGUAUUAAUGUCCUGUAUGUUUAUGUGAUCCAUUCAUUCACUGUCCAAAAACAUGGAGCCCAGUGGUCCUCAGAGAUCUUCUCCUCUGGCCCGCGAGCUCACACGGGUCUUCGCCAACUAUAAUAAGCAUGCAACCCAGCUGAGGAGGAACCUGAAGGAGACUGAAGCUUUCUUCAGAGAGAUGAGACACAACUACAGCAAUGCACGAGCUUCAGCAUCAUCCCCCACUGCAGCACUGGAAGCAGGUCCACUCAGCUGUAUCUCCUUCCCACGGCAGGAGGAGGAGUACCUGCACAGCAUUGUGGGUAGUGUGCCCUACAUCCUAGUACUUGGACAGGAUUGCCCCGUCCGCUAUCAGCUCCUGAACUGCAUGUUAGGCGAGAGGCUCCUCCCCCUAGGCCCUGAACUGGGUGGGCCCUGUGGACCAGAGGGCGGGGCCUGUAAGAGGAGGAAGCUAUGUUUCACACACGGCCGGCAGACGCGGCUCAGCCUGGCGCUGCCCGGGCAGUACGAGCUCGUUCACCAGCUGGCGGCGCACUGCGGCCGCUGGGACACCGUACCCCGGCAGGACCUGGAGAUCCAGGAGGAGUGCGAGGAUCCUGCUCACCGAUUGGCUGAGCUGGAGAUAACGCUGCAUCACCCGCUACUGCAGGAGGCUAAGAUCAUGGUGGUUCCGUGUGCCGGAGUUCAGCCAAUAGAGCAAGUGUUGGCUGAGUGCACGAGCAAAACCCUUCCCAUCAUCCUCUACGCCCUCAGUCAGGACUCUGUAACCCCAGAGCAGGCGGCGGCUCUUCACAAGGUUCACGAGGCUCUUCCGUACCCGGUGUGCUUCGUCCGGGUUUCCUCUCCGGGAGAUUCUGGAUCUUCUGACCGCGGGUCUCUGCACAAACAGCUGGCCGCCCUCAGUCUCCUCUCCAGCAGCUCGGGGAACUGUUCCUGCGGCGCUCCCUCACAGACCCACGGAGCCGGGAAACCCCAGAGCGUUCUGGGAGAGAGUCUGGAGCGCCUCCAUCGCCUGCUGGUUCCCUUCGCUCGACAGGUUCUCACUGGCCAGCAGGUGGAGGCAGCCAACCGCCUCAACGCCCUGCACUGCCGCUGCCUCGACCUCUUCAUCAACCAGGCUUUUGAUAUGCAGAGGGAUCUGCAGAUAACCCCUCGGAGGCUGGAGUACACGCGGGAGAAAGAGAGCGAGCUGUUCGCCUCCCUCAUGGCCAUCGCCAACCGCAAGCAGGAGGAGAUGAAGGAGAUGAUUGUGGAGACGCUGAGCACCAUGAAGGAGCAGCUGCUGGAGGACGCAGCCAACCUCGAGUUCACAGAUAUUAUAGUGACCCCUAAUGGAGAGCCGGUCACCACUAAGGAGAUAAAGUCGUGUAUCCAGCAGAUCCAGGAGCUGAUCGUGGUUCGGCUGAAUCAGGCCGUAGCCAAUAAGCUAAUCAGUUCGGUGGACUACCUGAGGGAGAGCUUCGUGGGAACGCUGGAGAGAUGCCUCAGCAGUUUGGAGAAAUCCACCACGGACUCCUCCGUUCAUAACGUCACCUCCAACCACCUUAAACAGAUCCUGAACGCUGCGUAUCACGUGGAGGUGACGUUCCACUCGGGAUCAUCUGUUACACGACUGGUCUGGGAGCAGAUCAAACAGAUCAUCCAGAGGCUGACGUGGGUUAAUCCUCCAGCUAUAACUCCAGAGUGGAAGAGGAAAGUGGCUCAGGACGCCAUCGAGAGUCUGAGUGCAGCAAAACUGGCUAAAAGUAUCUGCUCUCAGUUCCGCACCCGACUCAACAGCUCUCACGACGCCUUCGCUGCCUCUCUACGCCAGUUGGAGGAGGGUCACACAGGUCGUUUGGAGAGGACGGAGGAUCUGUGGCUGCGAGUGAGGAAAGACCACGCCCCCCGACUCGCACGACUAUCACUAGAGAGCAGAUCUCUCAGAGACGUCCUGCUGUAUGGUAAGCCGAAGCUGGGCCGGGAGCUGGGCCGGGGGCAGUAUGGAGUGGUGUAUUUAUGUGAUAAAUGGGGAGAGCAAAACCCCUGCGCACUAAAAUCAGUCGUCCCUCCCGACGAUAAACACUGGAACGACUUGGCGCUGGAGUUCCACUACACACGUUCUCUGCCGAAGCACGAGCGGCUGGUGAAUCUUCACGGCUCUGUUAUUGAUCACACGUACGGGGGGGGCUCCAGUAUAGCGGUGCUGCUGAUUAUGGAGAGACUGCACAGAGACCUGUACACAGGCCUGAAGGCUGGUCUCUCUCUGAAGGAGCGUCUGCAGAUCGCGCUGGACGUGGUGGAGGGGAUUCGCUUCCUGCACGGUCAGGGGCUCCUGCACCGAGACAUCAAACUAAAAAACGUCCUGCUGGAUAAGCAGAACCGAGCGAAGAUCACAGACCUGGGUUUCUGUAAACCUGAGGCCAUGAUGUCCGGCAGCAUCGUAGGAACACCGAUACACAUGGCCCCAGAACUGUUUACAGGAAAGUAUGAUAACUCGGUGGAUGUGUACGCGUUUGGGAUCCUGUUCUGGUAUCUCUGUACUGGAUCUGUUAAACUGCCUGAAGCUUUUGAGAAAUGCUCCAGUAAAGACCAGCUGUGGACCAACGUUAAGAGAGGUUCUCGGCCGGAGCGUUUGCCCACGUUUGAUGAAGAGUGCUGGCAGCUGAUGGAAGCCUGCUGGAACGGAGAUCCUCUCCAGAGACCUCUGCUGGGGAUCGUUCAGCCCAGCCUGCAAAGCAUCAUGGUCCGGAUGUGUGACGGCACGGACCGCAAGAGCGCCAGCCUCGAGGACUCGAACUAACACACACACACUUCCAUACACUCCCAUAGGAAAACGAUCAAAAGACAAUAAAGAUAACGAUGAAGAUGAUGUUAAUGUAAAAAAAAGAAAAGAAAGAAAAACGUGUGUUUUUGUAUUUUGGGCUCAGAGAGAGAAAACGUAGCGAGGAACGAGCUCCAACCUCCUGUUAGGAUCCUGAUACACUAUUUAUGAUCUGAGCAGUAUAAAUUCAGAAUGUGCACGUAAGUAUGUCUGUGUUUGUGUUUCUUCUGUAUUUAUAUAAAGUCAGUCAGUCAGUCACUCUGCACACUAUGCCCUACUGAGCAUGCAUGCUAAUUGCUGCUUCGUUGUAGGAUUGUUUCUAGAUGUGAGGAGUUUUAAGAGUAGUUUGGUUUUUGCAGUAUUAAAAAAAAAAAAGACUUAAAUUUUAGACGGUGUUUAAACUGGUUUAUCAAUAUUAUGAGAUGACGUUUUGUUUUUGUUUUUUAAUAAAAAAAAAAAGAUUUUGAGAAACUA